Populus trichocarpa (black cottonwood) is the source of this 2627-nucleotide messenger RNA. Its product is annotated as protein trichome berefringence-like 7. The record is from RefSeq and is a predicted model, not a curated record. The transcript has 4 exons. Gene Ontology annotation, molecular function: O-acetyltransferase activity. Gene Ontology annotation, cellular component: Golgi apparatus. The coding region runs from base 676 to 1923 and encodes 415 amino acids. Lineage: Eukaryota; Viridiplantae; Streptophyta; Magnoliopsida; Malpighiales; Salicaceae.
CAAGUCUCCAUCUCUAACUAACCUGAAAUAUUAUAUGCUCUCCAGCCUUGUCUCUGUUUCUCUCUCUCUCUCUCUCUAUCUCUCUCUCUCUCAACCAACUCCGAUCUCUUUUAUCUCCAAUUCACGUCCAAUCUCUCUGCUCCAUCACCGUUUAAAUCUCUCAAAGUUGUACUCCUCUACAAAAUUAUCUACUCAAUGAAUUAAAAAUGGUAUGCUCUCUCAGUCUCUGCAUCAUCAACCAAUAAGUUUGUGUAAUUGUAAAAGUCUUGACAUUUUCAUUCAAGAUUAUUUCUUUUUGAAUCUGGUUUCUUUUUCUUGAGAUUUGAUGGAUGCCCAUUUUGUUUUUCUAUCAUCUCUCUAGUGUGGUGUGGUUAAAAAUGGCUUUGAGCAAGGAUUUUUGAGGUUCUGGAUUGGUGUAUAUUUGUAAUGCUGUUGUUAUACUUUGAAACUAUUGUGAUUUUUUGAGAUUGAUGUUGGUUUUGUUUUGUCUUUGUUGAUACGAUAAUGUCUGGUUCAGUGGUUCUUUGAUUGAUACUAUGGUGGGUUUGAACUUCGAAGUGCUUUCACAUUGGAAAGUCGGGUUCUUGGAGGAUCAUGAAAUGGGAAAUUGAGAGUCCUUUUUUUGUUAGAAUGAGAAUUGUUUGUUGAUUAUUGGUAGUAUGGUUGAGUGAGGUAAUGUCUACUUUUAAUAGGAGUAAGUCAAUAAACCAGAGGACCUUGGGUGUUGGAACCCCAAGAACUGCUAGUUUCGGAAGCCCCAGAGUAAAAUUGACCUCAGUCUCGCAUUGGUUUCGAUGGCUUGUUGUGAUUGGAGCUUUGUUUCCAUUUUCUAUUGCCAUUGCUGGAGGUUACUUUUAUCUUCUUCCAAGUCUCACUCAAGCAUUUCAGGGUUUUGGUACUUCCAAGCUCAAUGAUUCGAUGGAAGAAUGCAAUCUCUUUGAUGGAAAUUGGGUUUUCGAUGAGAGUUACCCUUUAUACAAUGCUUCAGAAUGUCCUUUUGCAGAACAAGGAUUCAAUUGCUUAGGGAAUGGAAGGAGAGAUGAGGAUUAUCUUAGAUGGAGGUGGAAACCCAAGAGGUGUGAUAUUCCACGAUUCAAUGUACAUGAUAUUUUGGAAAGGCUUCGAAAUAAGAGGGUUGUAUUUGUUGGUGAUUCUAUGAGUAGAACACAGUGGGAAUCAUUAAUAUGUUUGCUCAUGACUGGAGUGGAGGAUAAAAACAGUGUUUAUGAAGUCAACAAUCAUAACAUAACAAAACGGAUUAGAUUUUUAAGUGUCCGAUUCAACUCCUUUAAUUUCACAGUCGAGUUCUUUCGCUCGGUUUUCUUGGUGCAGCAUGUUUGGAUGCCUAGACAUGUGCCAAGGAGGGUUAGGUCGACACUUAAACUGGACAAGUUGGACGAUAUUAGCAACCAGUGGGUAAAUUCGGAUAUUCUCAUAUUCAACACAGGACAUUGGUGGGUGCCUGAGAAGCUCUUUGAAACGGGCUGCUAUUUCCAAGUUGCAAAUACUGUAAGACUUGGAAUGUCAAUUCCCGUUGCCUUCAGAAUUGCACUGGACACUUGGGCAUCAUGGGUUGAGAAAAUGAUUGACACAAAUAGAACACAUGUCUUCUUUCGGACAUAUGAGCCAUCUCACUGGAGUGAACAAUCUCAUAGGCUUUGCAAUAUGUCCAAUAUUCCAAUCUCAGAAGCAGGAGGCAAGGACAGAAGUGUAUUUUCAGACACAAUAUUGGAAGCGGUAAAAAAUCUGACAGUUCCUAUAACUGUACUCCAUAUAACCUCCAUGUCAGCUCUCAGGAGUGAUGCACAUGUGGGCAAGUGGAAUGGCAAUCCAUCUAUACCUGAUUGUAGCCAUUGGUGCCUACCUGGAGUACCAGAUAUGUGGAACGAAAUUUUACUGUCGUACCUGCUAUCCCUGUCAUGAGCUUCCUCUCAGAUUAAUUGCAGCGGAAUGAACAUUCUGCUAGAAAACUGGAGAAACAGGAGCAGGAAUUUAUGCUCUGCGUUGUCACUUGCCUAGUCUUAAUUUUUGCACUUGCUGCCCAACAACAUAAACAUUCUCUGACGAUGAAAACCCAGUCUCCAAUAUAAAAACAGGGAAUUAAUCACCACAAAAGCUCCCAUUUCAGUUAUUGAUGGCAAAUUUUCCGUAGAAAUAAAAGGUGGGGGGGCAUGCACUUAGAACAAUGUUUCAAGUUGAUUUUCUUUCCUCGUUGCAGAUUGAAAAGUGUACAUUUACUACCUGUCAAGUCAGCCACACCCCACCUCUGGUCCACGAGCAGCUCUGGUGUGAAUUGUGAAGCCAGAAGAAUUGGGAAUAUUUGGUCUGGGCUUUCUCGCAGUUUCUACUUGUUAUCUUUUGUUUACUGAAGUUAUGUUGCAAUACUGAUUUUGCACCUGGUGUUUUGAUGAAAGUGUAGGUUACACAGAAAAUACAGUUUUGAAGAGAAACCAAUUUGUUCAUUCUUUUUGCAAAUUUUUGGUUGUUGGGAAGGGGCUGAAAUCUGGUCUCCAAUGUAUAACAAUUUUGUCCACCUUGUAGUAAAAAUGAUGGUUCUGGUUUUUGUUUCUUGAACAAAAUGGAAAAGGGAAAGUGAUGAAAUAGAAAUUCUCUAUUGUAUUUGUCAA